AUGGCGGACGACGCGCCUCUGGCCUCGCUGUCUCUGACACAUGUCUACUAUGACCCGGAUGACAACAUAUCGUACCUCUGCGCGUGGCUGGCCCUCGUCCCGCAGGCCCUCUGCAUCGUCUACGUGACGCUGAUCUGGUCGACGCGCGAGGCCGAGGUGGCGCUCAUGUUCGCGGGCCAGCUGGCCUGCGAGGCGGCCAACUUUGUCCUCAAGCGGCUGCUCAAGCAGGAGCGGCCCAGCCGCAUCCACAAGACGGGCAAGGGCUACGGCAUGCCCUCCAGCCACGCCCAGUUCGUCGCCUUCUGGGCCGUCGCCAUGGCCCUCUUCCUCCUCGUCAGGCACACGCCCAGCUGGACGGACCAUGGGUACGAGCCGAGGUCGGCUGCUGCCGAUCGGGGACCUCCGAGCCGCGGGAGGGGAGGAGAUACUCGGCAGGAUGGGGGCGACGGCGGCAGCAACUCCACGAGGCCGGCGCGCCGGGCUAGCAGCUGGGGCCAGGAGUGGGUCAUGGUCGAGACCUACGCGCACCGGCCGUGGUCAUACGCGGAGCGCGCCGCCGCCGCCUUGUUCGUGCUGGGCGUCGCCGCCCUCGUCGCCUGGAGCAGGGUCUACCUCGGCUACCACACCGUGAACCAGGUCCUGGUCGGCUGCCUGGCGGGGUCAGCCUGCGCGGUGGCUUGGUACGCCGCCACCGCAUUUUUGAGGACUACGGGGCUGUUGGCCUGGGCUCUGGAGUCGCCCUUCGCCCGGGGGCUGCGGGUCAGAGAUCUGGUGGUCAGUGAGGACUUGUGCCAGGCGGGAUGGGAGAAAUGGGAAGAUAAGAAGGACAGCGAUAGUCGUUCUGCCCCGGCUUUUCUCGCCACUCCUGCAUCGAGGAAGAAAAAAUAG
Molecule: messenger RNA, 888 nt
Organism: Diaporthe batatas
Lineage: Eukaryota; Fungi; Ascomycota; Sordariomycetes; Diaporthales; Diaporthaceae
Product: dolichyldiphosphatase
Exons: 2
Coding region: 1-888 (295 amino acids)
Biological process (GO): protein N-linked glycosylation; lipid biosynthetic process
Cellular component (GO): intracellular membrane-bounded organelle; endoplasmic reticulum membrane
Molecular function (GO): dolichyldiphosphatase activity
Source: RefSeq, a predicted model, not a curated record